AUGUCAAAUGAAUUCGUUCAAAAGCUUCCAGUGCUAGUAGCCGUAAAUAAAAGUGAAAUGGAAGGAGCUUCGACAGCAGCUGAGGUGAGAAUGCUGCUUGAAGACGAUGAGCAUGAGUCAGAUCUCGCUGUUCUUCCAGUUUCAGCGCUCGAAGGUACAAAUAUAGAACGUUGCGUCCAUUGGAUCGUACGAACAUUGGCCAGUCAGCCAUUGUAUUUGUAA
Messenger RNA from Caenorhabditis bovis, 222 nucleotides. Lineage: Eukaryota; Metazoa; Nematoda; Chromadorea; Rhabditida; Rhabditidae. The record is from the annotation of a GenBank genome assembly.